Messenger RNA from Rotaria sp. Silwood1, 1500 nucleotides. The record is from the annotation of a GenBank genome assembly. Lineage: Eukaryota; Metazoa; Rotifera; Eurotatoria; Philodinida; Philodinidae.
AUGCGUAGCGGAAGAAUGUUAGCUGAAGAUGAACCAUCUCUCCUUUUGAAUAAAUAUAAUCAAACAAGUUUAGAAAAUGUUUUUCUUCAAUUAUGUUUUCAAGACCAAAAUCGUUUUCAACAAGAAAUUUCAAUGAAUAAUACAGAUGGCGAUAAAGAUACUGAUAUACCCGAUAAUAUUGAUGAUCAAAAUUCAUCUGCUACUUCUAUUCAAGUGUCAGUCAACAGAACGAAUGGAAAUGUUCUUCCAUUAGAUAAUCGAAGUCGAAAAUUCGAAAAAAAUCCUCUGAUAUAUGCUAAACGAGUUGCAGCUGACUAUUUUAUAUUACCUCAUAUGCAUAAAAUUUAUGCAUUAAUGUUGAAAGAUUUAACAGUAAUUAAACGAAGUAUUGGUUUUUUGUUGUUUCAAUUUUUAAUUCCUGUUAUUCAAGUUGCACUUUUUUGUCUUUGUAUUGGACGUGAACCUGAACAUAUUCCAAUGGCACUUUACAAUAGUGAAGCAAUCCAUGGAUUUCCAACAGGAAACUUAAGCUUACAACUUUUAAAUAAAAUAAAUCCUGAACAAAUUCAUUUUACGUCAUUUAAUGAGUUUGAUAAAGCAAUGGACGUUGUAAAACAAGGACAGUAUUGGGGUGCUGCUAUUAUACAAUAUAAUUUUACACAAGCAAUCAAAAAUAAAUUAUUAGGGUUUCAAACAGAUCCAGCUACUUUAAAUGCAUCAUCACUCCAUCUUUAUCUUGAUAUGACGAAUCAACAAGUGUCAUUAACAAUGCAAAGUAUAAUAUUAAAUAGUACAGAAGUAUUUUUAAAAGAAGUUUUAUCAAGUUAUAAAAUUGAUCCAUCAAUAGCUGAUCCUCCAGUAAUAAUUGAAAAUCCUCUAUAUGGCAAUAUUGUCCCACAAUUUUUAAAUUUUGCUGCACCAGGAAUGAUGAUAUCAAUAAUAUUCUUUUUGGCAAUUGGUUUAACAGCAUUAAUAUUUGUUGUUGAAAAAAAAGAAGGUCUUUUAGAACGCAGUUGGAUCGCUGGUGUUACCACAAUUGAAGUUAUGCUUGCUCAUAUUAUUGUUAAAUUUUUUAUUCAAUUUAUUCAAAUAAUGCUUCUACUUGUUUUUGCUGAUUUUAUUUUCAAAGUUGAAAUUAAAGGCUCGAUUUUCUUAGCAAUGACAUUAAUUUUUAUGCAAGGAAUUUGUGGUAUGAGUUACGGUCUUUUAAUAUCUUCAGUGUGUGAACAAGAAAUUGAAGUUAUGGAAGUUGCACUUGGAAGUGUUUUCCCAAUAUUACUUAGUUCAGGUGUAAUAUGGCCACUUGAAGGAAUGCCAUCAGUUAUGCGUUUUCUAAGUAAUUUUACUCCAUUAACACAUUCUGUUGAGGCAAUGCGAUGUAUUGCUGCGAGAAGUUGGUCAUUUGGAUAUUUCAAAGUAUGGUUUGGUUUUGCCAAUGCUGGUGCAUGGUCUUUAGGAUUUUUUGUCAUAGCUGCUAUUCUAUUUGCUCUUAGAAAAUAA